GCUGCUGAUAAAGGGACACUGCUUUGAAUUAUACCGCUUAGCGACUUCAGUACAUGCCUCAUAGCUCCAGUCUCAAACUUAACCCCGUCCCUGCUGAAGAAGAGGCGGUCUGCUGGAUGGAGAAAGAAGCUCUCGUGAAAGAGAUGGAGGAAGAGGAGGCUGUUACAAUACAAAAACAAGUAGAGGUUGAGGCUGUUACCGUGAAAGACGUCUCAGUUAAAGAAGAGGGAGACUCGUUCAAAGUUAAUAAAGAGGAGGACGACGACGUUUCAGUGAACGAAGAGGAGGGGGAGGUGACUGUCACAUCGGAAAAUGAAGAAGAGGAGGAGGUGACUGUCACAUCGGAAAAUGAAGAAGAGGAGGAAACUGGAUAUCUGGGCCCGGUUUCCCAAGCGCAUCUUAAGGCGUCCGAUGGUUCUAACGAUGAACGGGCCCUGAUUAACACUAGAGAGAGACCUGACUAUGGUGGAUCCUCUGGGGGGCCUCAACAACCUCAUGAUGCUGAUGAGGCAGAGGAGAGUCUCUCCACUUCAAAACACCUCAAGAAACACCAGCAGAGACCCACAGGGAAGAAAUCUCAUUGCUGCUCUGACUGUGGGAAAGGUUGCAAAUCUUCAUCAGAACUUAAAAUACACCAAAGAACACACACAGGAGAGAACCCUUAUAGCUGUGGUCAAUGUGGGAGGAGUUUUGUUCAAUCUAGCCAUCUGACUGAACACCACAGAACACACACAGGAGAGAAACCUUAUAGCUGUGAUCAAUGUGGGAGGAGUUUUGUUCAAUCUAGCAAUCUGACAGUACACCAGAGAACACACACAGGAGAGAAACCGUAUAGCUGUGAUCAAUGUGGGAGGAGUUUUGUUCAAUCUAGCCAGCUGACUUCACACCAGAGAACACACACAGGAGAGAAGCCUUUUAGCUGUGAUCAAUGUGGGAUGAGUUUUACUGCAUCAAGCAAUCUGAUAAGACACCAGAGAACACACACAGGAGAGAAACCUUAUAGCUGUGGUCAAUGUGGGAGGACUUUUACUACAUCUAGCGGUCUGACAUUACACCAGAGAACACACACAGGAGAGAAACCUUAUAGCUGUGGUCAAUGUGGGAGGACUUUUACUACAUCUAGCCAGCUGACUUCACACCAGAGAACACACACAGGAGAGAAACGUUUUAGCUGUGAUCAAUGUGACAAGAGAUACUCUGAUAAAAGAUCUCUGAUCAAACAUCAGAAAAUACAUACAUGAAGAGGUUGUUUCAAGAUAUCAAUGAAAUAAUCUCACAAUGUAGAAUGUUUUAACAUUGUAGUAGGUGUAUUUUAGUGAUGUCACAAUGUAGAAUGUUUUAACAUUGUAGUAGGAGUAUUUUAAUUAUGUCACAAUGUAGAAUGUUUUAACAUUGUAGUAGGAGUAUUUUAAUUAUGUCACAAUGUAGAAUGUUUUAACAUUGUAGUAGGAGUAUUUUAAUUAUGUCACAAUGUAGAAUGUGUUAACAUUGUAGUAGGAGUGUUUUAAUUAUGUCACAAUGUAGAAUGUUUUAACAUUGUAGUAGGAGUAUUUUAAUGAUGUUCUACCUUAUCGUUUGCCCUGUUCAAUUGAUUGCAGCAUGAUAUGGAUAUUAGCCUCAGGGGAAAAUCCAGGCUCUGAAUUGAAAUAUUAUUUAACAAAGUGAGUAACAAAAAAAGAGCUGUGUUACCCUUACUGCGUUGGUGACCCACUUUAAUCAAAAUGCAGCACUUCAAAAUGUAGCUAGCUGUUUUCUACUAGUUGAAAAAGCUGCUUGUUUAAAAAAUACAUGUAAUAUGAUAAUUGUUGCAGAUGAAAGCAGUAUAAUAAAUUGGUCUAUAAUCAGUUUUAUUAACAA
This is a messenger RNA of Oncorhynchus mykiss (rainbow trout), 1857 nucleotides long. NCBI's taxonomy places the organism in Eukaryota, Metazoa, Chordata, Actinopteri, Salmoniformes, Salmonidae. The record is from RefSeq and is a predicted model, not a curated record.